UUUUCUUUCUUUCUUUCAAGGACCAUAGUCUUGGUGCAUCUAGCAAGACUCCACCCAACCCAAGGUCAUCGAGCUUUUCAUUGAUAUUACUUACUAGGACUCUUCAAGGUUUGUGCUUUAUGUUGAGGUCUAGGGCCUACUUUUGAGUUAGUUUUUGUGAAAAGUGUAAAACCUGUAUCUAGCUUCACCUUUUUGCAUAUUGAGUUUGUAUCAAACAGCUUUCUGCUACUGUAACACAUAUCCAAGGUAAUCAAUAUAACAAGAGAAAAGGUUUGUUUAGGCUUACUCUGUUUUUAGAGUUUGGGCCCAUGAUUAAGUAUCUCCAUUGUUCUUGAGUAUCCACAGUAAAGCAAUAAAUCAAGGCAGGGAGCACAAGGAAGAGAGGAGAAGGAAGAGAUCAGAUUCCCACAGCCCCCUUCAAUGCCCUGUUGGCCAGAGUCUCCCAGCAGGCUCUGCUUCUUAAAGGCUUCACUGCUUUCCAGUAGAACCACAGUGAGAGCCAGAUCUUUAACCCACGCACCCUGGGAUACUUCAUUCAAACUGAAGUGGUGCUGUCGGUGGAAAGACUGCCUUCCUUCUAGAGAACUGUCUGCUACCAUAUCAAAGACCACGUGACUGCAUUUGUGUUACUACGUGUCCCAUGUAAUUGAUCUGUUUGACCUAAAAGUGAGAUUGAAUGCUCUCAUGGAAUUAAUCAUAUUAACAUUUAGAGUUUUUGGGGGGGGGUUAUUGGAUAUUUUCUUUAUUUACAUUUCAAAUGUUAUCCCCUUUCCCACCCUCCCAAACCCUUAUCCCAUUCCCCAUUCCCCUGCUUCUAUGAGGGUGUUCACACACCCACCUGCCCACCCACUCCUGCCUCCCCGCCCUGGCAUUCCCCUACACUGGGGCAUGCUGCCUUCACAGGACCAAGGGCCUCCCCUCCCACUGAUGUCUGAUAAGACAUCCUCUGCUACAUAUGCAGCUGGAGUCAUGGGUCCCUCCAUGUGUACUCCUUGGUUGGUGGUUUAGUCCCUGGGAGCUCUAGGGGCACGGGGGUCUGGUUGGUUGAUAUUGUUCUUCCUAUGGGGUUGCAAGCCCCCUCAGCUCCUUCAGUCCUUUCGUUGGGGAGCCCAUGAUCAGUUGGGUUUUGUUUUUAGUGAUUAGGACAAUGAUAAUUUUUCCACAAGGGCAUACAUAGAAAUUUCAACAAUCCUGUGUGCUGUGUGUGUGUGUGUGUGUGUGUGUGUGCUCGCAUGCACCCCAUUAUACUUUAUUCCUGUGCCCUCAUUCCUCCCUGGCCACCCCUUCCUCCUCUUGGUCUUCCCUUCUUCCUCCCAGGUACAGAGCCCCUGGAUUCUACUUUCAUGACUUGAAUGUCUGAUGUCCUCUCUGGUUCUCCCUCCCUCCUUGGAUCUCCUCCUCUACUUUCAUGCCUUCUGUCUACUUCCAUUGCUUAUAUGUAAAUUUGCAUAUAUUUAAGUCCACACUCCACAUAUGACAGAAACAGACCAAUAUUAUUGAGCUGAGUUUGGUAUAUUUUGCUGAACAUAAUGAUUUCCAAUCCCACACGUUUUCUGAAAUAUUUCUAUUUUUAAUGUGCAUGUGUAUAUAAAAGGGGGCAUGCAGACCACAGUUUUGUAUCAUCUUUACCCCACUUGCUCGGGGCUACUUCUACAACUUCUUUGAAACUGUGGCUGAAACUAUUUCAGCACUGAACGGCUUUUGUAGAGAACCAGGAUCCCAGAUAAGAGCCUUUCAAAUUCAUGAGACUGGUAGGAAUUCUGCCAGUGUGACAUAAGUGGUGGAAACCUCUUCAGGUCAGCCCAGAAAGAGAGACUCAGCAACUGUCAGUCCUGGUAGAUGAAACUGUUCUCUUAAACUGCAUAUGGUGGCUCUGGAAUGGUGAUUCUAGCAUUUGGUGGGUAGGGCGGGGAGAUCUUAAGUUUCAGGCCAGCUGGACACACAAAGAGAUCUUGUCUUUAAAGAGGGGGAAAACACAUACACACGCUUUUUAACGGAAAGAAAAUCCCUUUACAUAAACUGUGAACUACCUCCCCUUCUCUUCCCUCGGAGAUCUGAAAGUGAGAAUCCAGGCCCAGGUAGGCAUCAUUGCCACGCCUCCUCUUACAGACUUCCAUUAGCAUUUCCACCUUGGAACUUCCACCUUCAUACUUAGACUGUGCAUACGCUACAGAAAGCUCCCGCGUAUUCCAUUUCGGAAGACAAGGGAUGUCAGUUCCUAAGUAGGUAUGGAAAGAUUGUUUCUCCUUACUCUAAAAUCGUUUGGUCUUUAGCCGGGCGUGGUGGCGCACGCCUUUAAUCCCAGCACUCGGGAGGCAGAGGCAGGCGGAUUUCUGAGUUUUAGGCCAGCCUGGUCUACAGAGUGAGUUCCAGGACAGCCAGGGCUACACAGAGAAACCCUGUCUUGAAAAACCAAAAAAAGGGGCUGGUGAGAUGGCUCAGUGGGUAAGAGCACCCGAUUGCUCUUCCGAAGGUCCAGAGUUCAAAUCCCAGCAACCACAUGGUGGCUCACAACCACCCGUAACGAGAUCUGACUCCCUCUUCUGGAGUGUCUGACUUACAUAUAAUAAUAAAUAAAUCCUUAAAAAAAAAAAUCGUUUGGUCUUGAGAGAGGGCCCUGGGGAAUAGUAAGCAAAGACCCAAGAAGAAGCAGGCAAUGAGUUAUGGUAUUUAUAAUUUUUGUUUGUGUCCUGUGUGGAAAAUUAUAAUCAGAGGAGCUUAAAAACAAGUAAGCACAAGAUGAGAGAGGGAGAGAAGAGGGAGGACUGGGAGGGGAGGGGAAGAGAGGGAAGCAUGAUUGACAAGCGUUCUGACACUCAGUUCUGCCCAGACCCCUCUUCCUUUGUAUUUUGAGUCAGGGUGUCCCUACAUUGCCCAGGCUGGCCUUAAUUUUGCUCUGUAUCAGAUAGGUAUUGAAUUCGAGAUCCUCCUGCCAAGGCCUUCCUGGAAGAAGAGAGUACACACCCGCAUCACUAGGCCAGGCACCCAACCCAUUCGUAUCCAGUUAGUUCUAGGGAUCAGGCACUACCUAGUCCUCCAAGGAGGCAGCGAUAAACACAACAACCCCGAUCCGUUAACUCUGGCUCCCUGGACUGUACUUGAAGUGGGUGGGGUCGUAAUGGAUGCGAAAGUGCCCAUUUGUCGCCGGCUCCGCCCGGGCCCCGCCUCUCGCCUCGUUCUCUGUUCACCGCUAACCCCGCGGCUGGGAACCCUUGGCCUCCGGGAGCCUGCGUGGUCUAGCCCUAGACCAGGGGAAACCAGGCUGCCAGCGGAGACUCUUCGGGUCGCGGGGCACCGGCCAUCCCGCCGCCGUCCCUUUCGCCUGGCUCGGCUCCCGCCUGCCUCCACUGCUCGCCAGCCGCGCGCAGCUGCGCCUGAUGCCCAGAGCAGCUCGGAGGUGGCCCCAGGACAUCCCAGAGGGGGAUUCACGAGACCCGGCGAUUCAGGUGUGAGAGCAGAAAAACGGACUUAAGAGCUGAGCAGGAUGCGUUCACGGUGCACCGUCUCUGCCGUCGGUCUCCUCAGCUUGUGUCUUGUGGUGUCUGCGAGCCUAGAGACUAUCACACCGUCUGCUUUUGAUGGGUAUCCAGAUGAACCUUGCACUAUAAACAUAACAAUACGAAAUUCCCGGCUAAUUUUAUCCUGGGAAUUAGAGAACAAGUCUGGCCCACCCGCUAACUACACCCUCUGGUACACAGUCAUGAGCAAAGACGAAAAUCUGACGAAGGUUAAGAACUGUUCAGAUACCACGAAGUCAUCAUGUGACGUGACAGAUAAGUGGUUGGAGGGCAUGGAGAGCUACGUCGUCGCCAUCGUCAUAGUGCACAGAGGGGACUUGACCGUGUGCCGCUGCUCAGACUACAUCGUGCCUGCAAACGCUCCUCUUGAGCCGCCAGAAUUUGAGAUCGUUGGCUUUACAGACCACAUAAACGUGACGAUGGAAUUUCCACCUGUCACUUCCAAAAUAAUCCAGGAAAAGAUGAAGACUACACCCUUUGUCAUCAAAGAACAGAUAGGGGACAGCGUUAGGAAGAAGCACGAGCCCAAAGUGAAUAAUGUCACUGGGAACUUCACAUUUGUCCUUAGAGACUUACUUCCAAAGACAAACUACUGUGUAUCUCUUUAUUUUGAUGAUGACCCCGCAAUAAAAUCUCCCUUAAAAUGCAUCGUCCUUCAGCCUGGCCAGGAAUCAGUCCCAAAGACAGACUCCUAAGCAUCACCAUUCAUCAGAGUAAAAUUAAGUUUGGGUUGGCACGGGAAUGAAGAGGUGAUCCUCUGCAGAUGGGCUCCUAGAUUUGAGCUCUUGACCUCCAGCUAAUGGCACCAGUGUGGAUCUUUCUGGAAACGCUGGAGUGAAGUAGGUCACCAAGAACAGGGCUAGCCUUUGACUUGGGAACAGCCUUUGAAGGUCACAUCCACCCCCUGGUUCCUGCUGUAUGGCAU
Molecule: messenger RNA, 4443 nt
Organism: Mus musculus (house mouse)
Lineage: Eukaryota; Metazoa; Chordata; Mammalia; Rodentia; Muridae
Gene: Ifnar2
Product: interferon (alpha and beta) receptor 2
Exons: 8
Coding region: 3485-4213 (242 amino acids)
Cellular component (GO): membrane; plasma membrane; extracellular region
Molecular function (GO): type I interferon receptor activity
Source: RefSeq, a predicted model, not a curated record